This is a messenger RNA of Linum tenue, 1107 nucleotides long. The record is from the annotation of a GenBank genome assembly. NCBI's taxonomy places the organism in Eukaryota, Viridiplantae, Streptophyta, Magnoliopsida, Malpighiales, Linaceae.
AUGACCCAACUCCAAGACGACCUCCUCGUCGAAAUUCUGGCCCGCCUCCCGGACGCCAGGUCCGCCUUCCGAUGCCGAUCCGUCUGCAAGCGGUGGCGCUCGCUCAUCUCAGAUCCCCUGUUCCGCCGGCGCUUCGUUUCCCAUAAACAGAGCAGCGGCGGAGAACAAUCUCUUGUGCUGUCGUCUCACGACGCUCAGUCCGUCACGAUGAGCUUUCUCCCCGUGCCCGACGACCUACGGCCAUACUUCUCUGUUCUGAGCUCGUGCGAGGAUCUGGUUUUGUGUGGGUUUGAUGUCUCGAAGAAGAGUGUGAGGAGGACGUUCUUCGUCUGCAAUCCGUUUACGAAGCAAUGGGUCGCUCUCCCUCUAGCGCCUGCUGCUGAUAGGCAGGCGGAGAAGGAUUGUCCUCUCUCGACGGUAAUAGUUUGCCAGUCCGACGGCAAAGGCCGAGCCUUGAUCGAUCGAUUUCGCGUCGUGUGUUUUUCUGGAUCGGGUCACGCUCCAGAUGUGGACUUGUUCUGUUCGGAGUCUGGGGAAUGGGCGAAAUAUGCUCUUGAUCCGAAUCGCUGCUUGAAAAACAAAAGGUUGCAAUUGAGAGAGCAGUUGCUUGCGUUUAACGCAGAAUGGUUCUUAACAACGGCGUGGUUCAAUGGCAAGUUGCACUGGCAAACCAUUGUUGGGCACAAAAUUGCUGUGUGGGAUCCUUUUCGCCCCGAGUCACCACCAACGUUUAUCUAUGGUGAACUUGUCGACCUAGACCAGGUUUGGAUCUCGCAAGGUGCUUUGUACAUGGUUAAUUUUACACAGUUCUUGUACGUCUGGAGGUUGGAGGAACGAGACGGUGACAUCACAGGGAGGAAGCUAUACGCGUCGGUGCUUCUGAAGGCGUGCAAGUUUGUAGGAUCAAACAGCGAGAAGUAUUCUCAUUUGAAGUGGAAGCUGCAUGGCGUAUGUGCUCUGCAUCCGAAUGACCCGGACAUCGUCUUCUUAGAAUUUUAUCAUCGCGAGUUAUGCACACGACGCCAGUUAUGCACACGACGCGAGUUAUGCACACACCGUGUUUUGUUCUCGCUGAAUAUCAGAACGUGUGGGAAACAUAAUUAUUAG